Molecule: messenger RNA, 2758 nt
Organism: Sarcophilus harrisii (Tasmanian devil)
Lineage: Eukaryota; Metazoa; Chordata; Mammalia; Dasyuromorphia; Dasyuridae
Gene: DONSON
Product: downstream neighbor of SON
Exons: 10
Coding region: 158-1906 (582 amino acids)
Biological process (GO): nuclear DNA replication
Cellular component (GO): nucleus
Source: RefSeq, a predicted model, not a curated record
CUUGCAGCGUCAUUGGUUUCCCAGGCAGCGUUAAGUUCUCGCGGGAGUGGGGAGUUGAGGUACUGGGACGCGCCUCGCUGUCACUCAGGCGCCGGCGCACUUUGCCGCCCUCAAUGUGAGAUUGGAGCGGACGCGGGAGAUUCCGAAAUUCGCCGCCAUGUCGGUGACAGUCCCCGGCUACUCUCCCAGCUUCAAGAAACCCGCAGAGACACUGCGACUCCGGCGGAAACGGGCCCGAAAUCCUGCGGAUUCUGGACCAGUAGCUGCCAUCUCCCCGGCGAGUCCUUCCGAGCUCGGGCCCCGCCGUGCCGCACUAGCGGCGGGCCUCCGCCUUCGCCCUUUCCCUUCCUCGGGGAGCAGGAGCGGAGGAGUCGCCGCGGCUUCCCUCCGGAGAAACCCCUUUGCCCGCCUGGACAAUAGCCCCCGGCCGACCGUGGGAGCCAGGCCCGUCACCGACGCUACGUGGCCGCCGACCGAACCCCAGCAGGACGCGGGGGAGCCUUAUUUAGAUUUUCAUCAAGAAAAUAAUGUGAACUGGAAAGAAGAGUUUUCUGAAAGAGCAACAGUUAAACAAUUAUCCGUGGCUCCUCAUCAACAGCAGUCCAAAUAUGAUAUUUCAUCCUCACAAAGUGUUGAGUUUCCUGUAGACUGGAGUAUUAAAACUCGCCUUAUUUUUACUUCUUCCCAAUCUUUUACUUGGGCAGAUCAUUUGAAAGCUCAGGAAGAAGCUCAAGGUUUUGUCCAACACUGCAGGGCAACAGAAGUUCAUCUUCCUGAAAAUAUACAGGAUCCACGACUCUCCCCUGAACUUCGAUGUGCAUUCCAGCAGAGUCUUAUUUAUUGGCUUCAUCCCUCUUUGCCAUGGUUACAACUUUUUCCACGUAUUGGAGCUGACAGAAAAAUAGCUGGAAAAACAAGCCCUUGGUCAAAUGAUGAAGGACUGCAACAAGUUUUAAUGAGUGAAUGGUCCAUCAGCUUCACUUCUUUGUAUAAUCUACUGAAGACAAAACUCUGCCCUUAUUUCUAUGUUUGUACUUAUCAGUUUACUGUGCUGUUUCGUGCAGCAGGGUUAGCAGGAAAUGAUGUAAUUACAGCUGUCUUGUCACCCACAACCAGGGGUUUAAGAGAAGCUAUGAAAAAUGAAGGUAUUGAAUUUUCUUUGCCUUUAAUAAAAGAAAAUGGCCAGCGGAAACAAAAGGUAUCUGAACGAAGUUUACAUGUAGAAGAGAAUGAGUGUAUGGCAGAACCAGAAGAGGAACAACUUAACAGUGAUGAAGAUGAAGAAGAAAGUUUUUCCUGGCUGGAAGAGAUGGGUGUACAGGAUAAGAUAAAGAAACCAGACAUUUCUCUCAAACUUCGAAAAGAGAAAAAUGAAGUGCAAGUGGAUCAUAGGCCUGAGUCUAUUGUCUUAGUAAAAGGAGUCAACACCUUUACAUUGCUAAACUUCUUGAUAAAUUGCAAGAGUUUAGUUGCCACCUCAGGUCCUCAGGCAGGACUUCCACCAACACUAUUAUCCCCAAUAGCUUUCAGGGGUGCCACAAUGCAAAUGCUCAAGGCCCGAACAGUAAAUGUGAAGACACCAAUAUAUUCUGGUUAUAAAGAUCAAUUUAGUUUGGAGAUUACUGGCCCCAUCAUGCCUCAUUCUCUGCAUUCUUUGACUAUGCUGCUUAAAUCUGCACAAAAAGGAUCUUUUUCUGCAGGAUUAUAUACUCAUGAACCAACAUCUAUAUUUAACACAUGUACUCAAAUGGAAAAAUUAUCAAAUAAGGAAGUGCUUGAAAAGGAGCUUGCUAAUUGUGGACUACAUCUUAAAACUCUAAGUCAACUUACCGAGUUACCAAUACUAGGAAAAUCAUCUUUACGAUUCAUGGAAAUGGAUAAUUACAUUUGUAAUUGGAGGUCUUGAAAACAAGUGGAACAGUGUUAACUGCCAACUUUUAAGAAACAUCUGCCCCAACCAUCUUAAAAAAAUAAAAAUUAAAAAAAAGCCUCUCUGUUUGAAAGUACUUAUCUCAGGUUUGAUAAGAAGGUAAUAAUAUUCCAAAUUUUGUUUGCAACAGGUUUGUGUAGCAGGAUAACCCGUGACACAUAUGUGUGACAGAAAAUGCUAAUUUCACAUGUUAAGCUGAUCAUACUCCAAAUAUGGAGAAAUCUUUUGUGGCCACAAUGUAUGUAUGUAUAUAUAUAUAUAUAUAUAGUCUGAAAACAGACUUUGAUGUGAUGACAUUCUGACAAACAACCUCAUAGUGGAUUUUGAUGCAGAUUGUAGAUACCCAAAAUGGUUUUAUGAAUUGUUUUUAUUAAACAUUGUUCUUACAUUGUUAUUUUUACCUUAGAAAAUUUAAGAAUUACUUUUUCUAUAAUUUAUGUCAAAAUAUCUGCUUGUUAGUAUAUUUUAAGCAUAGUUGAUGUGUGUUUUUUAAAUAAAAUUAUUUUCUCUUCAGUGAGUAUCAAGUGAUAGUAUGAUAUAUAUGUCAUUGCAGCUGAAAAAAUUAAAAGGAACACCACAUUUAUUCCAGAAGUUUGUAUUUGGGCCUUAAGCAGUUUGUAAAAUAAAGUUUAAAGACAGCAUAUGAGUACCACUAUAAUGCACAUAUGAAAUGAAAUUUUCUAUUAGACCCUAAAUUAACAUGAACUUAUUUUUGCAGUCAACAAAAUAGUGGCCUGGUGCUGAUUUUAUUAGAUAAGUUGGUUACAGCAUUUGCAUUAUCAUCUUGAGUCUAUCUAGUUGUAGCUGAAAUUCAAAAUGCACAUUAAA